AUGCUGCGACUCGUAGCCGUCCAACUGGGCGUUGAACUUGGUGUGCAGCACGUCCCACCAUCCAGGCCACGUCUUGGCCGUGCAUCUUCUUUCCUGGAUAACAACAGGCUCUUUACAGAACCCGGCCAACAAAGAGAAACUCAUGGCAACUCUGUGGUCGUCGUAUGGGUAAACACCCGGAAGUUGAGGAACUUGCAGAUUGUUGUGGUCAAUACCGUAGAUGGUGAUACCAUCCUCGAGCUCCUCGGCCUUCACGCCAAACUUGGCGAGCUGGACACGCAUGGCCUCAAUACGGUUGCACUCCUUCACACGCUGGUUGGCAAUACCGACGAUCGACGUCGACUUCGAGUCGUUGGCAAUAGCUGCAACCACAGACGCCGUCAAGAAUGCAUCGGUCAUUGGCUCCAUAUCAAUCAGAGGAAGAGACUUCAAGCCACCAACUGGGGGUCCUUGUACGGUGGUGGAAGUCUCUGUUUGAGUAACAGUGCAUCCCAUUGGUCUGAGCACGUCGGUAGCAAACCGCGAGUCUCCUUGCAACGAAGAAGAUCCAAUGUUAGGAAUCGUGCACUUGGUUCCGUUCAUAGCAGCAAAUGCAAGCGGAUAAGUGGCAGACGAGGCAUCGCUCUCAAUAACGUACUCGGCAGGGUUAACGUAAUGGGCCUUUGGAAUAUGGUAGGUGUGCUCCUCGGUCGUGGAUUUGGUCACGUGAACGCCGAACGCGCUCAUCAUUCUGAUGGUCAUGUCGAUGUACAACUGAGAAAUUGGCUUACCUCCCACCAACGACAAGGUGACAGGCUCAUCGGCGUAGGGAGCGCAAAUCAAAAUAGACGAGACAUAUUGGGACGAAAUAGUGGCCUCAAGCUCGAUUCUUCCUCCCUUGAGUCCCUUACCACACUGAAUCUUCAACGGAAGAGAACCAACAUUGUUCUGAUACUGGAUGUUGGAUCCGUUGGCCUUCAAAGCGUCCACAAGAGGACCGAUUGGUCUCUUUUGCAUCCAGCUGUUUCCUGUGAGAAUGACACUGGUGAGAUCUCCAUUAACACCAACCAAGGAUGCAACAGAAGUCAAGAACCGCGAGGCUGUUCCUGCAUUUCCAAGGUAAACCUCCUCCUCACAAGCAACAAGGUUACCACCGUUUCCGUUCAAAACAAGGGUUUCUCCCUUGUCCUCCCAAGAAACCUCGGCAGCUUUCAAUGCAGUCAUCGCGGUCAGCAUGUGAGCAGUGUCAUCGGAAUGAAGCAAGUUCUUGAUACGGCAAACACCUUUACCCAAGGCAGCCAUCACCAAAGCACGGUUAGAGAUAGAUUUGGAUCCCGGUGGAGUGACUACCACCUCGGAAGGAGCAGCAGUGAAAGGUUUCACGAAAAUGUCGUCGGUCAAAAUGACUCUAAGAUCCUCGUCGUUGACAUAAGAUGCCUUUGGCUCGUAGCACUCUCCAAUGCUCUUCAACAACACAACCUUCUUCUUGGAACCGUCGUUCUUCUUGUCCACAGCCAUCUUCUUCAGCAAAAGAUCAACAGGACACUUCUUGCCGUUGAUUCUGGACUGCACAAUUUUAUCCUCUAA
Ogataea philodendri is the source of this 1566-nucleotide messenger RNA. RefSeq lists its product as uncharacterized. Bases 1 to 1566 code for a protein of 521 amino acids. The record is from RefSeq and is a predicted model, not a curated record. Lineage: Eukaryota; Fungi; Ascomycota; Pichiomycetes; Pichiales; Pichiaceae. The transcript has a single exon.